AUGAAUCCUGCCUCGACUUCUUCCCAAGAUCAAGUUUUACACGAGUUGCGUGCCAAAUUGGCUGAUUUGGAGACCAGGUGCCAAAGUCUUGACGAAAUGAAAACCGAAAAUGAAACCUUGAAGAGCAAUUUGGAAAAGAUGCAAAAUGAAAAAGACGAAGCCAGCAAAGAAUUUGUUACCACUAUCCAGAAUCUGGAGCGAGAAGUCACGAAAUUGAAGGAUGACAAGGUGUACUUGAAUAAAACUCUUACAGACAUGGAGGAAAAAAAUGCUGGCAAGCAGGAGGAACUAGAAAGGUUGCGAGAAGAUAUCCAAUCUUUGCAAGCGUCCGUACAAGAUCAGAUAGACCUGCAGAAUAGUUUAAGUGACUUGGAAUCUGCAAAAAGUGUCCAAAAAGAUGAGUUAUAUGAAAAACUAUCAGCCGAGAACUGCCAACUCCAAUCAAAACUUCAAGAAGUCUCAUCGAUAACAAAUAUGUUUGAAAACCUAAAACAAGAGAACAUAGAACUCACAGAAAAACUGAAAUCUUUAGAAGAAAAAUACGAAAACACUGAACGCUCUGUAGAAUCCAAAAUAUCAAAUUUAAACCAAGAAAUAGAUUUACACAUCGAGAGGAUAAAGUACUUAGAAGAAAAAUGUAAAGACUACGAUUCGAUUAAAAAGAUUAAUGUAGAAUUAAACAAGGAAACACAGGAGUUGACGAGGAAGAUCAGCGAGUUGGAUGUAUCUCAAAAUGCUUCUGGAGGCGAAAAGAAUCAGAAUAAAAAUAUCGAAGUUGAGACUAAGUUGGCACAAAUUAUGAAAGAAGUCGAUGAGGUUUCAAAUAAAAACCUGGUUUUAGAACAGAGGUGUAGUAACAUGAGUUUAUUGGAACAAACAAACGAGAAAUUGAGGCUUGCGAAUGAGAAGCUGACGAGGCAACUAGAUGACACUCUAGUCACGAGAAGACAUUCCGAAGGCAUCACACAACUAACAGAGUUCGAGUACCUUAAAAAUAUUCUGUACCAAUAUUUAUCCGGAGGUGUUGGAGGAGUUGGAGCCAACACGAAUAGUACCUUGAUCAGGGUGAUAGCUGCUGUUAUGAAAUUUGAUGCUACACAAACGCAGACUGUUUUGGAUAAGGAAGCCCAGAGGAACACUUUGCUGGGUCAACUGAACCUCAUAUAG
Molecule: messenger RNA, 1167 nt
Organism: Ctenocephalides felis (cat flea)
Lineage: Eukaryota; Metazoa; Arthropoda; Insecta; Siphonaptera; Pulicidae
Product: golgin subfamily A member 4-like
Exons: 5
Coding region: 1-1167 (388 amino acids)
Biological process (GO): Golgi vesicle transport
Cellular component (GO): Golgi apparatus
Molecular function (GO): small GTPase binding
Source: RefSeq, a predicted model, not a curated record